Molecule: messenger RNA, 1101 nt
Organism: Lachancea fermentati
Lineage: Eukaryota; Fungi; Ascomycota; Saccharomycetes; Saccharomycetales; Saccharomycetaceae
Source: the annotation of a GenBank genome assembly
AUGUCCUUUUACCGUUCUAAUACCUCGGCAGGUGGUGUAACUCCUACGCUAUCAGCUGAUAAGGAUCUUGCUAAUGACAUUGUCAUUAAUAAUCCAGCUGAAGAUUCAAUUUCAGAUAUCGCUUUUUCACCACAGCAAGAGUUCCUAUUCAGCGUAAGUUCAUGGGACAAAAAAGUGCGGAUCUGGGAUGUUAACGGAGGAAUUGCUCAGGGACGGGCCGAGUAUCAACAUCAAGCGCCAGUACUGACAACAAGGUGGUCUACAGAUGGUACAAAAGUGGCAUCGGGUGGGUGCGAUAAUGCAGUGAUGCUGUACGAUGUUGCAUCAGGACAAUCCCAACAAAUAGGAGCACAUGAUUCAGCAGUAAAAUGUCUGCGCUUUGUGCAGUGUGGUCCUACAAACACUGAGUGCCUUGUAACCGGUUCUUGGGACAAGACUGUAAAAUAUUGGGAUCUGAGACAGCCUCAGCCAGUUUCUACUCUCGUGAUGCCCGAGCGCGUCUAUUGCAUGGAUUCAAAACAAAAGCUACUGGUCGUUGGUACGGCGGAAAGACAUAUAGUGGUUAUUGAUCUCAAUAACCCGGGGACUAUUUUCAAGACCACGACCUCGCCUUUGAAGUGGCAGACAAGGUCUGUGGCCUGUUAUAUAGAGGGCAAUGGCUUUGCCAUUGGGUCGAUAGAAGGUCGCUGUGCUAUUCAAUAUGUGGAUGAUCAAGAGCAACGAAAAUCAGGGUUCUCCUUCAAGUGUCACCGCGUUCAACAACAGGCCACGGGUGCUGCUGGUGGAAGAACUAGUACUGAAUCUCAUGUUUAUCCGGUGAAUAGCAUAGUAUUCCACCCUGUUUACGGCACAUUUGCAACUGCUGGAGGUGAUGGAUCGUUCCACUUUUGGGAUAAAAACCAACGGCAUAGAUUAAAGGGCUUUCCCUCUUUAAAAGCAUCCAUACCUGUAUGCAACUUCAACAGAAGUGGUGCGGUUUUUGCGUACGCCUUAAGUUACGAUUGGCAUCAGGGUCACAUGGGUAACAGACAGGACUAUCCAAAUGUCAUCAGGCUACACGCUACAACAGAGGAAGAGGUCAAAGAGAAGAAAAAAAGGUGA